Zingiber officinale is the source of this 1734-nucleotide messenger RNA. Its product is annotated as UDP-glycosyltransferase 92A1-like. Gene Ontology annotation, molecular function: UDP-glycosyltransferase activity. The transcript has a single exon. Bases 269 to 1660 code for a protein of 463 amino acids. NCBI's taxonomy places the organism in Eukaryota, Viridiplantae, Streptophyta, Magnoliopsida, Zingiberales, Zingiberaceae. The record is from RefSeq and is a predicted model, not a curated record.
UUUAGGCUGAGCUAUGGUCCAGAACAUCCCCUAUCUAAAUCCGUCUUUGUAACUAAAACUGUAAUCUUUGUUAUUUAUGGCUAAGGAGUAAUGUCAUUAGGGGCAAUGCCAAUGAGGCUGAGGAGGAGUUGCCGGAUUUGCAACGGAAAACAAAUCAAGAGAAGAAGGUAGCCCGGAGGAUUAAUCCACUCCAGACCAUCUAAUAUCAACGGUGCCACAGCAAAAUAUAAAUACGGAACCGAUAGGUCACACGAACAUAAUCACAGAGAUGGCUUCCAGUGCUGGCGUCGUUGUGUUGUUCCCAUUCAUGGCGCAUGGCCAUAUGAAUCCUUGCCUCGACCUCGCUCGCCUUCUCUCCACGCGAUAUCCUUCCCUUUCCUUCAUCCUCCUCACCACCAGCGGCAACUUGCCCCACCUCGCCCGCCGCCAGCUCCCCCCGAGCAUCCGCCCCGUCGGCCUCCCCUUCCGCCCCGCCGACCACGGCCUCCCCCCUGACGCAGACACCACCUUCGCCCUCCCUCAGCAUCUCGUCACCCGCUUCAACCUCGCCGUCCAGGACGCCCUCCCCACCCCCUUCCGCACCUACCUCACCACCCUCCUCGCAGCCAGCUCUCCCCUGCUCUGCCUCAUCACAGACAUGUUUCUCGCCUGGACUGCCCCCAUUGCAGAGGAGCUCGGCGUCUUCCAUGCCACCUUCUACACCUCCGGUCCAUACGCCAUGUCCAUCUAUAAUUCCAUAUGGAUCAAUCUCCCCCAUGCUGAUGGCCGCGACGGCGACGACGACGAGAUCGCCGUCCCAGGCGUGCCCGGAGUCACUGUGCGCCGCUGCAAGUUGGCGCCCAACAUGCGCUCCGCUGAGUCGAUGCCAGACCACCCCAACAGCCGGUUCGUGCGCCACCAGGCGGAGUGCUACCGCCAUUCUCGCGCCUUUCUGUGGAACACUGCGGAGGCCAUCGAGAAACCCUUCCUCGACUUGUGGGCCAAGUCGAACGGGAAACCGGUCUUCGCUGUCGGUCCUCUGUUCGCCGCCGCCGGGGGUCGAGGCACGGUCGUGGACAACAGAGACGUCGCUGCGGAGUGUCUCGCGUGGCUCGACCGCCACUCUCCCCGGUCAGUGGUGUACAUAUCGUUCGGAUCGCAGAACUGGCUGCCACCGGAGGAGGCGGCUGAGUUGGCGGCAGCGUUGGAAAGGCAGGCUAGGCCGUUUCUUUGGGCUGCACCGGCGGUGAACCAAGCGCCGCCACAUGCGGCGAUGAGACAGGGGAUUGGUAUGGUGGCGCGCGGAUGGGUCCCGCAGAGAGCGAUCCUGGGGCACCCAGCGGUGGGAGCGUUCGUGAGCCACGGAGGCUGGAACUCGACUCUGGAGAGCCUUGGGUUCGGAGUUCCCUUGGUGUUCCGGCCGAUAGGAGCGGAGCAGUUCUGCAACGAGAAACUCGUCGUGGAAGUGCUGAGGGCGGGGGUGACAACCGCGGCGGGAGCUGCGGAGGUGCUGGAGGAAGUGAUGGACGACGGGGAACGGGGCAGAGAGGUGAGGCGCAGGAGCAGGGAGAUCGCUGAAGCACUUACGGCGGCCGUAGCGAACGGGAAUGUCGACGGUGGGGUCGGCGAGUCGUUGCGUGCAUUGGAUGAGUUCAUGAGCUUGGCCACUGGUCAACGUUGACUUGUUUAAUCGUUAAUUGUUGAGUUUGCUAAUUAUCACGCAAUUUCCUCGAAUAAAUUAAAUCACGUCCAUUA